Messenger RNA from Cynara cardunculus var. scolymus (artichoke), 2897 nucleotides. Its product is annotated as glutamic acid-rich protein-like. The record is from RefSeq and is a predicted model, not a curated record. Lineage: Eukaryota; Viridiplantae; Streptophyta; Magnoliopsida; Asterales; Asteraceae. The transcript is spliced from 4 exons. Bases 568 to 2421 code for a protein of 617 amino acids.
GGCUGAUUGUGAGCGUGAGAGAAAAAUCAUCCCUUUCGCUUGCUUCGUCUCUCUCUCUCUCUAAAAAAACCUUGUUGUCUAUAUAUGUGGGUUUCGGCCCUCAUCUUUGCCUCUUUCGCGUGUGAAUUGCGAACAAAAUCGUAGUCACGGAGGUGAUUUUGCAAGAAAUCCCAUCAGAAAACACACAUAAACUCACACACUUCACACACAGAUUGACAUAAGGGAUUGAGAUUUUAGAGAGAGAAAGUGGUUCUGUAUUCCGAUUGUCUCUACUUCAUUCAAUAUACAAUGUCCACUUUCUAGCGGACAAGGUGUGGUAGAGAGCUAUUGAUUUGGAUUGCAGUCACUGUUGAAGGUAACUUAAGUUUGGUUGUGGGUGGUUUUGCAGUUUGAAACUGUGGGUUUCAUGGAAGAACAUUGAAUCUGGAAAUGAGUGCAAGGACAUGGUUAAUGGAGAGGAAAAUAGUUGCUGGUUCCUUUCUACGUUGGGACGGCUGUUCUUGAAAGUAAUUGAAAAGCUUUUGUUUCCCGAUAUUUCUGGUACUGAUUGUUUGUGGAAUUUGUGCAAUGUCUCGGUGCUUUCCAUUUCCACCACCGGGAUAUGAAAAGAAACCCACAUUAGACGAACCUGACUUGCUAAAGAAGGAAAAACACAAAGAGAAGAAGCAUAAAAAGGAUAAGAAAGAUAAAGAGAAAAGAGACGGUAAAGAGAAACGAGAAAAGGACAGAAGUGAAGGAAAGCAUAAAGAGAAGAAAGACAAGAAAGACAAGAAGGAUAAACAUCGGGAUAAGAAGGAAAAGAAGGGUAAAAGCAGCAACCCAGAUGAGAAGAGAGUUCACAGCCAAUUUGAGGGGUAUAAUGGAGAAAAGGUUCAUCCUAACGAUAGCACGAGAAGCAGCUCCUCAAGCGACAAGAAACAAUCUUUGCAGUUUCAAAAUGGGGAAUAUCACGAGCAGCUCCAAAAGAAAGAAGAAUCCAGUAAAGAGAAAAAUAGUUCCUCAGAUGACAAGAAAUCAUCAAUACAAUUUUGUGGCCAAAAUGGAGAGUUGGUCAGAAACAGGAUUAAGGCUACGGAUACUUCUGAGAAUAUUAAAUUCGUCCAGGAGUUGGAUAGAAGGAUUAAAAAUGAGGAAAAGGGAACGGGUAGCCACCAGUUUGUUGUUGAAGGUAGAAAAAACAGUGUUAACAGAACCGAGGUUCAAAAGAUGGAUGGGCGGCAAUCGAUCAUGGAGGAGGCGGGCUUUGGCAGAAAUGCAACAGUCCAGAAUAAGAUCAAUGGUAAAACAUUACCACCUUUGGACAACAAGAUUGAGAAAAGGAUUGAGCAGAAAGAUAAAAUGCCGCAAAAAGAAAGUGAAGAUAAACGAGGAGAUAAACGGAAGAACAAAGAUAGGGACAAACAAAGGCAAGGGAAGGACAAAGAUAUGGAAAAGGAGAAAAAGGAGGAGAAAGCAAAGGAAAAAAGCGAGCAGAAGAGAGCCGAGAGGGAGAAAAACAAAUAUAUCAGGAAGAGCGAAUCCGUUGCCAAUCCUAAUAAUUUUUCCGCACAUCCUCCGGAAAAUAGUUUUCACGGCACCGGUAGUGAAGGAAACUUAAAGAAAAGGAAAGAUAUGGAGACCAAUGGUGUUUCUCAUGAGAAUGAAUCCCGGCCGAACAAGAUGGGUCGAUUCAGCUCUAAUAUCUCUCCAGAAAAUGGAAGGAAGCUAGAUCCUGUCCAAAAUUCAGGCUCAAGUUUGUUAGAUAGGCAAGGGGCAUCUCAAGGGGCGUCACUGAAUAGCUUUAAGGUGGGUAGUAAGGGUCAGAGAGUUAACGGCAUGAUAGAUCCCCAACCAGAUUCGGUCCCUGCUAAAACACCACCAUUUCCUGCUUUUAAUCACAUUCCGGCCAAACCCUCCCCAAUCAAGUCACCACCUGUAAUUACAAACCAUGUUGCAGCCCAACCGCCCCCUGUUCCUACAACUAAGCCACAACCUGCAGUCCCUAAUCACAUUGCAGCCCAACUGCCCACACCCAAACCACCACCCUCGAUUCCAAAUCAUGUUGCAGCCCGAUCACCACCCCUUUCAUCAACACCACCACCAUCUACCACCGCUAAACAACCCCUUUCCAGACCUAAGCCACCACCUGCUGUUGUUAACAAGGCGGCACCACCACCACCAUUGCCUCUUCCGAAAAAGAAACCCGAACCACCAAUGAAACCACCUCACCCUGAUACCAAAUACUUGAACCAGAUACUAUCAGUUCCGAAAUUGGACCAAUGGUGUGGUUUUGAUGAGCAAGAAUGGCUAUUUAACAGGAAAGAGGAGUACCCCUGUUCCAAGAAAACAACAAUGGAGGAGCAUCAGGUCCAGGUAUGGUCUGAAGCUAAGCACAUAGAGUCUGUUGAUGUUUGUGCUUUGCCGUAUGUUAUUCCGUACUAAUUGAUUUUUGAUGAGGCACCAUUUUAUGACGUGGGGUUGGGAUCUUGAGAUGAUUCCGGGCGGCUUUUCUUUCUAUUUUCCAUUCAUCUAGUGUCUUGAUAGUCCAUCUAUGCUUCUGGGGAACGCCUUUCAUUAUAUGAUGAUCAUGAAUCGCGGGGCUGAUCAAAAUUCGAAAAAGAAGUCGAAAAAUGGAACAUUUUCCAUGAUGGGCUGGAUUGGGUUGGAGUUUGAGGGAAGAUAGAUGCAUUGGUGGCUUUCUGCAAUGUUUAUUGAUAUUUGCUCAAUGCUGAGAUGCUCUUUGCUAACUUGAGAGUGUAAAAGAAAACCUGUUUUUGUGGUGUUACAACUCCACCACAGUUUUUGAUUUUGUAAUAUAGAACUAUUUACAUCAAAUGUAAGAUAGGGUUGGAGGAGGGGUAAGAUGGGGAUUUUAAAAAAAAGAGUGGUUGGUCAAAUCCAUUUCUGACAUUGAUUGC